This is a messenger RNA of Sclerotinia borealis F-4128, 4812 nucleotides long. NCBI's taxonomy places the organism in Eukaryota, Fungi, Ascomycota, Leotiomycetes, Helotiales, Sclerotiniaceae. The record is from the annotation of a GenBank genome assembly.
AUGUCUCCAUUCAUUGAUGUCAUUGGUAACAGUGCCCUCACCAAACGAAACAUGGUCGAAGGGACUUCCGGUAUGAUACCGUCAAAGAAAGAAGCCCUCAUUCUCAGUCAUCUAUGCUCGAUACUUGAGCUUUCUACAACGAAAGUUGACUUGGAUUCAAACUUUGUUGGUCUCGGUGGUCAUUCAUUGAUGGCCAUCAAGCUCUCCAAAGCUUGCAAGAAAGAUGGUCUAACCCUAUCAAUACCAUCCAUUCUUUUAAGUCCUACUCUUACACAAUUGAUCGAAUCGGCAACCGAAACCAGAGCUAUUUCUUCCACAAACAUUUUGAAGAACUCACACGAUCUGAAUACACCCGUCAGUCCUACACGAUCGAGUCACGAACGCCAAAUAUCAUUCUCUAGGACUACACCUUCCAACAGAUACGCAACAUCUGCCUCCAACCUCUCAAUAACAGAGAUGCAACAUUCCUUCAUGCACAGCUACCAAAGACAACCUGGUAGCAAUAUCAUUAGUUUCUAUGAAACUUAUAGUUCCGCCAAUGUUCCAAUAAUGAAGAUGGCUUGGAAGACAGUCAUAGAUUCGGAAUCCAUAUUCCGGACGAUUUUUGAUCACGAUAAAGCCACAGCAACACAUUCCAAACAACCAUUACCUUUCGUCUGGGAUGAGAUCUUCGUGGAGGAUACAGAUACAUACAUUUCGGAACUAGAGAAGGAGAUCGUACCUGCAAAGAUGGAGGUCACUUUUACGGUCCUCACUCCAAGGACUCAAAGAUCCGGAAACGUUGGUGUUAGUACGAUAGUAUGGAGGGUUCAUCACGCAUUCAUUGAUGGAUAUUCGGCAAAUCUAUUGUAUGAGAAAGUUCGAAAAAUUGUGAUGGGUCAAAACAUUGUUUCCGGCACACCUUUCUCCAGUGUUAUACACGAAGUUCAAAAGUAUCAACAGAUGAACCGAGAAGUCAGCCGAUCGUUUUGGAGAAAACAGAUGGAAUUACAUCCAUCACCAGUGGGCGAUUUGUCUCUUCCAGUUCCAUCGUCAAGCUCCAAGUCAUCUCGAAAUGCCGAUGUUUCAUUUACGAUUCCCUCCGAGGAGAUUUCUGCCGCUGCGAGAUCAGCUGGUGUAUCAUUGGCAUCAUGGUUUCAAGCAGCUUGGGGUCUAGCACUAUCCAUGUAUGCAGAUUCUGAUACUGUGGUAUUUGGUACUGUUCUUUCCGGUCGCAAUUUACCAAUACCUGGCAUGGAUGAUACGAUUGGACCUUUCAUCAACACAUUACCAUUUCAUGUUUCACUGGACCGCAGUCAAACUGCAUUGGAAUAUGUUCAGUCUGUCUUUAGACAUUCGGUGGAGCUCAGUUCAUUCCAGCAUUCUCUUCCAGAGGAUGGAUAUAGUAGACAAUUCGCAUCAGCAUUGGCAAUGGAGUUUGAUAUGCAACCAACCGAUGAUCAUAAGGUUCGCCCAAUUGGACAAUCUUGGUUCAAAGUCGUUCCAGAUAUCCCACUCAGUAUCUUCAUGACCACGACUGGAACCAUCAGAAUGUCUUAUCAAACACAGAAGUACACCGAUUCCGAUAUCGAAUUACUCUCCGAGAACUUUCAAACCGCCAUUCUGUCUCUUCUAUCCCCAACCAAGUCCGUAGGUGAAUGUUUGUCUAAUUUACUCUCCACCAAAUCUCACGAGACUUUGAUGAAGAUGGGAAAUUGUUUGACGGAAGAAACUUCACCGGCUUCGAUCAAAGAUGAUUUAGUCACCUUAUUCGAGCGUGCCGCUGCCGAAAACCCCUCAGUCUUAGCUGUUGAAAAAGCUGAACAGAGCUUAACCUAUCAAGAAUUUAACAAGAUGGCCACCAAGCUAUCCGCUCAACUCUCCAAACACGUUCAACCCGGAGAUAUCGUCUGCGUGCAUGCGGAUCGAAGUAUCAAUUGGCUUGUUGCCAUCUACGGUAUUCUGAAAUCCGGUGCGGUAUACUCUGCACAAGAUGCCGCCUUACCAGGACACAUACGCGAAGCCAAUUUCCAGACUGCUGGCGGCAAACUUUUCUUGACACCAGCAUCAUCUCAACGAAGUAUUGCGCCAGCAUCAUGUCAGCUGUGUCUUUCGGUUGAGGAUCUUGUUCAACUACCUUUGCCAAGCUCGGUAGUGGUUGCUCCGCGACAAUUACCAAGGCCUGCGGAUAAUGCUUAUCUUUGCUUUACAUCUGGAUCAACGGGUAAGCCCAAGGGUGUCAUGUGUAGUCAUGAAGGUCUCGUGGCAUUUCAAAAAGAUCUCGCUGUUCGACUUUUCGCACUACCUGGUCAAAGAAUCUCUCAAUUGAUGUCUCCUGCAUUUGAUGGUAGUAUCCAUGAGAUAUUUUCUGCUCUAAGCUACGGAGCUACCAUUGUUCUAGCCGAUGGAAUCCAUCCAUUUUCUCAUCUUGAGAAAGCCACUGCAGCCAUCUUGACACCAUCCAUCGCCAAUAUUUUAGACCCCGAAGACUACCCCAUGCUUCGAAAUGUAUAUCUUGUCGGUGAGCCCGUACCACAACACGUCAACGAUGUCUGGUCUGGUGUGAAGAAUCUCUACAACAUGUAUGGACCUACCGAAGCCACAUGUGGAGCCACCAUCAAACGACUCCUCCCCGGAAAAUCGGUUAACAUAGGGGCUCCCAACCCCACCACUCGCGUCUACAUUCUCGAUCGAAACCAACAACUUCUUCCUCCCGGUGUCAUUGGAGAAAUUUAUCUAGCCGGUGUUCAAGUAGCUCGAGGUUAUAUCGGUAUGCCCCAGAUGACCGCCGAAAGAUUUCUCUCCGACACCAUCUGCAACCGUACCGGAGAAAUGAUGUAUCGAACAGGAGAUCGAGGAUAUUUCAACCGAGGUGGGGAAGUUGAAUGUCUGGGUCGUAAUGAUCGACAGAUCAAACUUCGUGGUUUCCGUCUUGAUCUUAAUGAUUUGGAAAUUCGUGUUGCGGAGGCUAUUCCGGAAUGUUCUGGUAUUGCUAUCUGUCAAAAGGGUGAUUAUCUCGUUGCCAUGGUUUCACCCGAGACAUUGGAUAUUGGGAAGGUUAGAGCAAAGGUUACCAAGGUAUUACCUGUUCAUGCUGUUCCUAGAAUUUUCAUGGCCGUGGAGAAAUUCCCAAUGACACCUGCUGGAAAGUUGGACCACAAGGCAAUUACCACCAUGACCAUGGCAAAGGAGGAGUCCGUCCCAAAGAAAAUUGAAAGUUCGACUGAGACUAGGAUGGCUCAAGCGUGGAAGGAAUUAUUGGGACUCGAGGCCAAUGUGGAGAUCACUAAAGAUUCUGAAUUUAUCUCACUUGGAGGUCAUUCUGUCAUGCAACUUCGUCUUGCCAGCAAACUCUCUGAGAUUUUCGCUGUUAAAAUGACGGUUUCUCAUAUUAUGCAAUCAGCGAAUUUAUUCGAGAUGGCAAAGACGAUUGAUGAUCUUCGAGCUCAAGGUCAACCAAUUGAUGUCACGGAUGGUUUGGUACCGCUAGGGAAUUAUCGAGUAUCUCCUAUUGAGCGUGAAUGGUUCGAGAAGUACAGGUUGAAUGUCGGAACUUCUUCAUUCAAUGUUACCUACGCCUGUUCAAUCGACAGCAAUGUUGUUGAUACCGAUAAACUCAUCUCAGCAUGGAACACAGUCCUAGCACGCCAUCGUAUUCUUCGAUGCAGAUAUGUCAAGACCGGACCAAAAGGAAGUGUACGAAGAGGCUACGAUCGAUUCCCACCUCAGAUCAAGACUGUCAAUAAACUUGGACUCUGGAGAGAAUGCAACCGACCAUUUGAUUUGGAGCGUCAACAUCCCAUUCGAGUAUUCCUAUCCCGAAACACCAUGCUCGCAUCCAUGAGUCACAUCAUCGCCGAUUUAACAUCGCUCGAAGUCCUUCUCAAGGAAGUCACUACUCUUUAUAGCGGUAAAUCAUUACCACCCAUCGAGCAUACAUACAUGGAUACCACACAAUGGAGUACCCCAGCCACACCAACCGAAUCUAAAUGGUGGAAAGAAUAUCUUCACGGAGCAUCACAAUCCUAUACUCUUCCCAAUCUCUCCCAACGUAUCACAUACGCCGGUCGUACACGUCUUACGAAACUUCCUCGAGAACUCACCCAUCAAAUUUUAAAAUUCGCCGAUGAACAAAAAGUCACUCUUCAUCAACUGGCUCUUGGUGCUGUGGCACUUUCCCUUCAGCACGAUCAGAAUGAUAUCGAUAUCGUUCUAGGAGGACCCUAUUUCAACCGCGGAGCCCAAGAUCUUGAUACCGUUGGCUUAUUUCUCGAACCCCUCCCAAUUCGCAUCCGCCACCCUUCAUCAUCCACCUCCACAUCCACCUCCACAAAAUCAUACCUUCACUCCGUACAAACCUCCAGCCAAGCAGCCAUCGCGCACGCCAUGCCCUGGGAUCAAAUCCUCAACUCCACCACCUCCAAAACGCAUUUCCCUAACCACCCACUCCUCGACAUCAUGGUAACAUUCCACGAUCAUCGCACACCCAAAACUUCCAUCGAAGGGAUGAAUCCUCUGAUUACUUAUACCGAAGGAAGUAAAUUUGCGUUGUUGGUUGAGUUUUCAGUGAUUUCCGAUCAGGCGAUUGCGUUGCGCAUGGAGUAUGAUACGAAAUGUGUGUCGAAGGAAGAGAUUGUGGCGUUUGAGGCGGUUCUGUUUGAGGCUGUGAGGGGUUUGAUUGGGGGGUGCGGGUUGGAGGAUGUGAAGAGGGGUUUGGAGGAUGUGAAGAGGGGUUUGGAGGUUGUGAAGAGGGAGGUGUGUCAUAGUGGGGAUGGCAGGGAAUUGGCGCCGCCAAGUUAUUUUGGGAAGAGUUUGGAGACAUUGAGUCUUUGA